Molecule: messenger RNA, 453 nt
Organism: Necator americanus (New World hookworm)
Lineage: Eukaryota; Metazoa; Nematoda; Chromadorea; Rhabditida; Ancylostomatidae
Exons: 2
Coding region: 1-453 (150 amino acids)
Source: RefSeq, a predicted model, not a curated record
AUGUGCACAUGCGUCUGCAAAACCGGUGAAUGCAACAAGGACGCCUUCCAUGAUGAACUCAAUGUGUUGACGACUAAAAUACGGAGUCAGCAGAAGGUCACUGUCGGAAUCGACGCGAAUGGAAACAUGGGACUUGAACAACAGUCCGAUGUGCCAAGAAAAGGGACUAAGCUUUGCGAUCCAGGUGCAUUCACAAAGUGUAUCCACAACGGUGCAAAGGAAACGCUCUCGGUUCAACAGCAACAAGGAAGAAAAUCGCCCUUGCACUCAUCUGUGGAGGUAAAAUUAACACAAAAUUCUGCAUUUGCCAUCCGCAGCACUGUCGAUUUUAACCAAGAAAAGCGUCUGAGAAAGGAAGUUGCGCUCUCAACUGCAAAAGGACCGCAAAAAAAGUGGACGUCAGGAGCGAAGGAGAUUGAAAACGCAUGGGGGAAAGGGACCGGAGCAGUAUAG